Messenger RNA from Olea europaea var. sylvestris, 903 nucleotides. RefSeq lists its product as uncharacterized. The record is from RefSeq and is a predicted model, not a curated record. The transcript has 3 exons. Bases 1 to 903 code for a protein of 300 amino acids. NCBI's taxonomy places the organism in Eukaryota, Viridiplantae, Streptophyta, Magnoliopsida, Lamiales, Oleaceae.
AUGGUGGCGCCUACAUUGGUGGAGGAGAGUAAGCAGAUUAAGGGAAUGACAAUGGAGGGUAAUACUUGGCAAGGGAAUGACUGGGAUUAUGAAUGUAAUAUAUUCACCAAUGUAACGUUUGCUCUAUUAAUGAAAAUUGCUUCAUUCCAUAUGAAAAUUAACAUGGUAUCAGAGCAAGACCAACUAAACCAAAUUCUUGUCAACACACCUCUUAACGGCGACAACUACCCGGCUUGGCAUCGAGCAAUCACUCGUGCCUUGAAUGCCAAGAACAAAUUAGGCUUUGUCCUCGGCACCAUCAAACAUCCUGUUGAUGAUACCGCAGCACAACUUUGGGACUGGUGCUGUGACAUGAUAAUGUCAAGGCUUCUACAUUCAAUUGAUCGAUCACUUACAGGCAACCUUCUUUACUGUGCCACACCAAACGAUUUGUGGGUCGAGUUAGAAACUCGUUUUCAACAAAGCAAUGGUACAAAGAUCUUCCAAUUGAAAAGGGAUUUAGCCAAUUUUCACCAAGAACAACAAUCCAUCACAACAUACUAUGGAAAAUUGAAGGAGUUAUGGAAUGAACUAGCCUCCUUACAGCAAAUGAAUCCAUGUACAUGCAGGGCCUCUAAAUCCCUCGUUGAAAUUCAAGAGACUGACAAGGUGUAUCAAUUCCUUAUGGGACUCAACGACAGUUUUCAGCAACUUAGAUCACAAAUUUUGGCUACAAAUCCAUUCCCUUCUAUAGUUCACUGCUAUGCUAUCCUUCAUCAAGAGGAAACCCAACGAUUGGUUCAAUUAUCCUCGCCUCGACCAGACGCCUCUGCCCUAGUUGCUCCUGCUCGUUCGACGCUACCAAAAACCACAGCUCAUUAUCAAUGUUCUUGGCCUACUAGAACAUCAAUUUGUGAAGCAUGA